This is a messenger RNA of Cucumis melo (muskmelon), 1335 nucleotides long. RefSeq names its product salutaridinol 7-O-acetyltransferase-like. The record is from RefSeq and is a predicted model, not a curated record. Bases 1 to 1335 code for a protein of 444 amino acids. Lineage: Eukaryota; Viridiplantae; Streptophyta; Magnoliopsida; Cucurbitales; Cucurbitaceae. The transcript has a single exon.
AUGGAGGUGACAUUUUUGUCGAGAGAUACUAUUAAGCCUUCUUCUCCAACUCCCCUAAGCUUUGAAACUUUUCAUCUUUUUUGUCUCGAGGAAACGUCUCCUUUGGUUUAUACUCCUCUUUUUCUUUUCUACCCGAGGAGCAAUAAUGAUGAUUCGGGGGAGUCUCAUCCAGAAAUCGAUACACUCAAAAGUUCUCUAUCUGAAACCCUGAAUCGUUUCUUGUUUCUUGAAGGAGAAACCAUUGGUGAAUCCAUUCGUUGCAACUAUGAAGAGAUCGUCUUUGUCGAAGCAAAAGUUACUGGUAAGAUAUCUGAUAUCUUCGUGGGAUCAAAUAACGACACUUCUUUAAUGAAACUCGUAAUGUAUUCUACGUUCAUGACUGACCCUGCAGAUGAUUAUAAAUAUGCUGUAAUUGGUGUACAAGCCAACAUUGUGGAGUGUGGUGGUGUUGUGAUAUCUCUUUGUUUGUUACACGAAGUUAUCGAUCCAACAACUCUAAGUCAUUUUCUUAGAUCGUGGUUCGAUAUCAAUACGUCGUCUUUCAAUUGUCUUCCAAGUAUGGCAUGUUCCGACUUCGGACCACUCUUACCACUCUUCGAUCCACGACAAAAACAAGUCUUCUUUUCCUCCAACAACAGUUCUCAACAACAAGCUUCUUUUCAAAGCCUUCUGUGUACGUUCAAAGACGAUGAGAUCCAGUUUCUCAAAGAUAGAGCAAAAUCUAGUGAUGUCCAAAAUCCAACAUGUGUGGAAGUGCUUUUAGGGUCCCUUUGGAAAUGUAUCUUGGAAGUUGUAUUAUUGCAAAUUACAACAAAUUCUGAUCAUAGGCCAUCAAUUUUGACCCAUGCAAUCAUAAACUUGAACAUCAAAAUGCUAUCUUCUAAUUCAUUGCCAAGAUCAUUCUCAGUGGGGAACUUUUGGUGGAUUGAGGUAGCUCAUUAUCUAGCAAAUGAGACGACCCAAAUGGAGCUAAGUAAUUUGGUGAGAUUUUUGAGAGAGUCAUUUCAAGAAAUGAAUGGUGAUGAUCAUUGUUGGAUAAAAAGUUUGGUGGGUAAUCAAGGAGAUAGAUCAGUUAUUUCCAAGUUGUUAUCAGCUGAAAUAAUCCCAAAAUUGUACAUAUGCACAAAUUGGGAAAACAUAGAUCAAUUGAAUGAAUUUGGAUGGGGAAAUACGAUAUGGAUCGAAUCGGAUACAACGUCGAAGAACAUUGGUAUUUUGUUGCGCACCAUAAGAGAUAAUGAAAUAGAGAUAUGGAUGGUACUUGAUGAGGAAGAAAUAGAACUUUUAGUACAAACUGAAGAAUUUUGUGGUUUUGUGAAUCUAACUUUCCCUUAG